This is a messenger RNA of Rhododendron vialii, 2209 nucleotides long. RefSeq names its product pentatricopeptide repeat-containing protein At2g37320. Gene Ontology annotation, biological process: RNA modification. The record is from RefSeq and is a predicted model, not a curated record. The transcript is spliced from 2 exons. Bases 95 to 1528 code for a protein of 477 amino acids. Lineage: Eukaryota; Viridiplantae; Streptophyta; Magnoliopsida; Ericales; Ericaceae. Gene Ontology annotation, molecular function: RNA binding; protein binding.
AUUUUGAUGAUAAAUUUGAAAACCCUCGUUCAAUUUCAGGCUGCUCCACGGACCACAAGGAUACUAGGAAGACAACAAUGGAGUCCGCCCAGAAAUGAACAGUUUCUUCUCUAAGCAACGCUUCAUUAAGCAGAAUUUUCGCUCCAUUUCCUUACCUUUCCCCCCUCUCUCUUCUCAAACAAAAUCACACCCAACAAGACACAAGUCGCUCAAGGGCCAGAGAGUCUUGGACCUCGUUUCUCCGAAAUCAAAUUUUACUAGAAAUGGUCGCCAAUCUCAUCUUCGGCUCAUUCAAGACAUUUUGCCAUCGAAUUCAAACGACCCUGAUGAACACGUUGGACCCUUCAUUUGUUAUUCCCACGGGGAAGGGUUGAGAGCUGACCCAAGUGUUUUAUCACACGCUCUGAGUUCCCGUGGCUGUGUAAGAACUGCAUCAGUUGGAAUUCAACUUCACUGCUUGGUAAUUAAAACUGGGUACUUGAGCAAUGUUUAUGUUGGCAGUUCUUUGAUCAGUUUUUACUGUAAAUGCAGUGAUCUAAGGUAUGCGUACCAAGCGUUUGAUGAAAUGCCAAUGAGAAAUGUAGUGUCAUGGACGACAAUCAUUGCCGGGUUUGCACAAGAGUGGCAAGUUGAUGUGUGUUUGGAGCUUUACCAUUGGAUGAGAUACUCAACUGUGAAUCCCAAUGAUUUUACACUAACUAGUGUUUUGAGUGCUUGCACGGGUAGUGGGUGUCUUGGAAAGGGGAAGAGUGCUCAUUGUCAAGCGAUCCAAAUGGGUUUCGAUGCGUAUGUGCAUGUUUCCAAUGCUCUCAUCUCAUUGUAUUUCAAGUGCGGGGAUGAAAAUGAAGCGGCAUAUAUCUUUGAAAACAUGUGCAUUAAAGAUCUUGUGUCAUGGAACUCUAUGAUUGCUGGCUAUGCUCAGCAUGGGUUUUCGUCGCAAGCAAUUGAUCUUUUCGAAGAAAUGAGAAAGAAGAAAGUGAAACCCGAUGCCAUCACUUUCCUCGGGGUUCUCUCUUCAUGUCGCCAUGCGGGUCUUGUUGAACAAGGCCAGUUUUAUUUCAACUCAAUGGUCGAAUAUGGUUUGGAGCCAGAAGUAGACCAUUACUCAUGCAUUGUGGAUCUUCUUGGUCGAGCCGGGGAUUUAGAAAAGGCUCGGGGUUUGAUAAAAAAUAUGCCUAUUGAUCCCAAUGGGAUUAUAUGGGGCUCACUUCUUUCUUCGUCAAGGCUUCAUGGAAAUGUUUGGAUUGGAAUUGAGGCUGGAGAGAGAAGGCUUGAGCUUGAACCAGAGUGUGCUGCUACUCACCUGCAGUUGGUGAACUUAUAUGCCAGUUUUGGUUUCUGGGACCAGGUAGCAAGGGUACGGAAAUUGAUGAAAGAUAAAGGGUUGAAAACAGAUCCUGGGCAUAGCUGGAUUGAAAUCAGGAACAAGGUGUAUCGAUUUGGAGCAGAAGAUAGUUUAAAUUCCAAAACAGAUGAGGUCCUGGCUGUGGUGAAUUGUUUGGUAGAUCAAAUAAGAGAUUCAGUUUGAUUCUGUGGUCUCACCAGUUUCAUUUAAUCUCCCAGAGUUUUAUGAUUCUAUUAUACCAGACCUGGGCUUUCACAUUUUAUCAUUUGUGUUCUUUUGUCCAUGAUACUAGAGUUCGAUUAAGUAAUAAGAAAACUGAAUGGCUCCAACAGGGUAGGGACGAGUGGAUGACCAUUUUGAGAAGAAGAGAGAAUUCUAAAAAAGUUGGUGUUCCUUACUAUCAGCCUAUAAGAAGCAUUCCAAAUGCUACAAAAGGGGAACAUGUGGUUGCAGUUUGGCCUUCUUGGCCUGUUACAGUAGCUGGCGAAGCUAUCAGGGGACGGAUACUGUAGAGAUUUGAUACUUUUGGAAAGUUAGAUAAGGUAACUUUCCUCCUUUUUAAAUUUAAUAAUGGUUGACUUGCAUUUCAUUUUUUGUACCAGAUUAGAAAAUGGUUGACUUGUAUUUAGGUUUGACUGUGAGAGAAGGAAAAUUGUUAUUUCAGGUUACUAUAUAUUCCUGAAAGUUGCAUAUAUUAGUAGAAUCUUCAUUUUGAUUAUUGAUUGCUUGUUGCUUAAAUUAGUCACGAAAUACAAAUUAUCCUAUUUAAAAUUUCAGUUAGUAAUUUCCAUAGUCUGGGUACCUGUUUAUUUUCAAGCCUUGAUAUUCUGUUCUGUCUUAAAAUAUGCCAAUGGUUCAAAGUUG